Punica granatum (pomegranate) is the source of this 1347-nucleotide messenger RNA. The record is from RefSeq and is a predicted model, not a curated record. Lineage: Eukaryota; Viridiplantae; Streptophyta; Magnoliopsida; Myrtales; Lythraceae.
AACACUCCUUCACAUAUCCACGCGUCCCUGUUGCGGUUUCCUCCCAGUCUCUGCUUCCGCCUCCGCCUGCCCUCAACCGCUGCUCAAACUCCACGGCUGCCGUGCCUCCGCCUCCGACUGUCGGCCGCGCCUCGCACCCUCUGCCGUUCUUCCCACCUCUGCCUCGCCUCGCCCGCUGCUAACCUUCCCCCUCCCUCCCAGCUCCUUCCGCGGAAGCCUUCGAGACCAGACCCGCAUCUCCAGCCAUAAUCUUGAAGCACAGAGGUGCAAACGAAACAAAUCUGAGGAAAAGAAAAAGAAAAGGAAAAAAAAAAGCGAAAGUAUAAUUUGAUAAUUAUUUUUUGAUGUAAUUUGGCCUUUAAAUUGCUGGUUGUUGACUUUUGGCGCUAGCAAUAGCCAUAGCCAACCUCAGCCGCCAAAAAUCGGGUACGGAGACGAAACCUAGCUUGACUGAGAAACCCCCUCGGCGAACAAAAGUAGGGGUUUAUAUGGCUAUGAAAGCGGGGAGGAAGAAUCUGCAGAGAGCAACGAAGGAACAAGAUGUGACCCUUCAAGAUGGGGAAAGCAUUGUGCAAGUCGUCUCUCUCCGAGGUUCCAAUCUUGUUGAGGUGACGGAUGCAAAAGGCCAGAAUUCGCUGGCCCUGUUUCCGGCUAAGUUUCAGAAGACCAUGUGGAUAAAGCGAGGGAACUUUAUUAUUGUUGAUGAUAGCGCAAAGGAAAAGGCACUCGAGUCAGGCAGCAAAGUGGCUUGUAUUGUCUCUCGAGUCCUCUCCUAUGAUCAAGUCCGAGUACUUCAGAAGUCUCCUCAGUGGCCUGAAGUUUUCAAGUCCCCGACGUCGGAUGAGCCCAACAAUAACCUAAAGGCACAGACAUCGGAAGCAGAAGAAGAAAAAGAGAAUGAUUCGGACUGCAGUGAAGAUGACGGCCUGCCCCCUUUGGAAGCAAAUACCAAUAGGAUCAGACCGUUUGAAUUGCACACUGAUACUGAAUCAGAUUCCGAUUCUGACACUGAUCCUUGAAUAUUUUUCAUGGAGUUUGAAUGAAGGCCGAGAAUUCCCAUGUGGCAUGUUUAAGGAUUAUUUGAGCAUCAAAGUGACCAAUGUCGAAUCUGUGUAUGCAUCAUGGGUUUUGACAUUUAAAUCUGUUUUAGAUUAGGUAUAUAUAAAUUUACUCGUAAUUAGACUAAGUGGAAAAAUUAACACACUAGCUAGAGGAUACUCUUGCCUGUAUUUUUCUAAAAUUAUUUCUUGUUGGAGACUUCAAGGUCUGUUUGUAGGUGCUUUCUUCCGGGUAUGUUGGUCAUUUAAAAUGAUGGCCUUAUUUUAUAAUUGGGGUAUUUAUCUAAAA